Molecule: messenger RNA, 2329 nt
Organism: Lytechinus pictus (painted urchin)
Lineage: Eukaryota; Metazoa; Echinodermata; Echinoidea; Temnopleuroida; Toxopneustidae
Product: carbohydrate sulfotransferase 14-like
Exons: 4
Coding region: 622-1806 (394 amino acids)
Biological process (GO): carbohydrate biosynthetic process
Cellular component (GO): membrane
Molecular function (GO): sulfotransferase activity
Source: RefSeq, a predicted model, not a curated record
CCCCUCCUUUAACAGUAUUGCUGCGCUGGGUUGUGAGGUCAUGAUAAUGAAAUGAGGUUAAGGUCAUGUACCCGGUCACAGCGCAAACUGGUAUACGUCUUCCAGAUGGGAAGGGCACGUUUCCGCCCACAUUAGGUUUACUGACUCCAUUGGAUAUUGUACAGUUGGACUCACGUACAUGACUAUCAACUGCAGUUUGUUUGAGUGGCUCUGUGAGAUGAUUCUUUGGAUUUUAAGUCGUCAACUAUAGAAGCGGUAGUAUAUAUAUAUGUUUCGGAGCAGAAAUACUGUACUGCCAUAACAUCAGGAGGUAUGUAAUAUUGUAAGCCAAGGAAAACAUUCGAAAAUGUGACUCGGAUGCCGGGUGAUCAGAGCCACGUUUGUGAAAGGAAAGUCCGUCGAUGUAUAUAUUCACAUACAUGUUAAGCGUAUUCAUAUCAUGGAGAUAAUACCUCCACGAUCAUAAUCAUGCAAUCAUCGCUCACUGAAUGGAUAUAACCGAGGCAUUACGCUGGUCCAUCGGGCUAGGGGUUUUCUUAUAUCGAAGGUAUAUGGCUACAGCGACUGAUCACCGGAAGUUUGAGUUGAACUUUAAAGGGAUAUAUUGAACUAUACAACGGCAUGUCUGCCACCAAGAGGAAGUAUGUUGCAGCACUCAUUUUAUUUGGAACCUGUGGAUUUCUUGCCACUUGGUACAAUAGCAGAUUAGGAGACGUUAGACUCGUCCAAGAUGCCAGUCCAGACGUUUUCUCGACGGAUGCAAGUGAGAAUGGCUACCGGAUUUCAGGACAUAGAUCUACCAGUAUAAUUAAGGAAUUAUCAUCAUCUUUAAAAGAUUUCAAAGCAACGGAUAGAAAAAUGUUAUCCAAUCAUCUCCGUACCGCAGAGGGGGUUCUUCAGACAGAGACAUCGGUAGAAGAGGAAUCCUACGAUUUCGAGGAGGAACAACUCAAGAGACAGGAGCACCUUGAAAAAGCAUGCAGCCGUCUUGGGAUCAGUCGGACUCUACCACCGGUUUCAUGGGAGACGACCGUGCAUUUUCUCGCGAGUGACAAGUUCAAGUUCAUCUUCUGUUUCGUACCAAAGAUCUCCUGCACAACCUGGAAAGAAAUCAUGGCGAAGCUCUAUCACCUAGACCGGAAUCCUUUGCAAAUGGUGCCCAAAGCGAUCAAGGGUGUACAGGCCAAGAGGAAAUGGAAGGUUCUGAAGUUGAGUGAUAUCGGGAAUCCCGAGAAAGUUAAGAAACGAUGGAAGACGUACAACAAAGUGAUGUUCACGCGGGAACCUCUCGAAAGAGCGCUUUCUGCUUAUUUAGACAAGUUUGUUUAUGGCAAGACCAGCUUUGAAAGGCAAUUCGGUGGCGCUAUCGUGAAGCAAUACCGGGACAAGCAUAUUUCGAAAGUGAAGUUCCCUCUCAAAGAAAAAAUCCGAUUUGACGAAUUCAUCCGUUUCAUUACGGAUAAAGGUCCGAAUGCUCCGAUGACACAACAGACGGAUCACUGGUUGCCGGUUAGCCGGAUAACCUCCCCGUGUCGUUUCAAAUAUGAUUUCCUCGGACACUACGAAACUCUGCAAUAUGAUGCACCUUACGUCAUAAAACAUUUUAAUCUUUCUAGGUACGUGACCUUUCCAGAAGUUCAUAGUUCAAGGUCACAUGAAAAGCUAAUCAAUGCAUAUAAGGAUAUACCGCAAGACCUUAUAUACCGUCUUGUUGACUAUUAUAGGACUGAUUAUGAAUUAUUUGGUUACUCGGCAAAUGCAACCUUAGAUAUCAUAUUUAAUGGAAGAAACAGAGAGAAAAGAUAAAGCUUCACUUAAAUCAAAGAUGUUGGUUGGAACUUGCAAUAUGAUUUUCUUUUUUAAUGCAGCUGAUGUGGUAUUAGCAGUCGAGACGAGAUGCGAUAAUAAUAUAUUUGCCUUGCACGAUUUGCCAAUGAAUAUGAGAACUGAUGCCUUAUGAAAUUGACUGAACUUGAUUGAAAUAUUCAGAUUCGAAUUCGUAUUUAUUCGUUUUCAACAGUAAAAAUGGUUCAGAGUGAUUUAAAAUAAUUACAUCCGAUAAGUACACGGUAAACAAAAACAUAAAAAUUAUAAUGCUUCUUUGUGAUUAUUCAUUGAUUUUCCUAAGUAAAUUAAAUAUUUAACUAUUUCCGUAAAACAUUCAAAUUAAGUCUUCCUAACUCAUAUUUAAGUUUAUUUGAAUUUACCUGAUUUUCUGUUAUGAGGUUCAAUAUACAUUAAAUGAAACUAAAGCAAUUCUACACUGUCAAAAAUUAUUUGAAAGUACUCAAUAAAAUUGAGGCAAAAAUUGCCUUAAUCUUUUCAAGUA